This is a messenger RNA of Symbiodinium natans, 4755 nucleotides long. NCBI's taxonomy places the organism in Eukaryota, Dinophyceae, Suessiales, Symbiodiniaceae. The record is from the annotation of a GenBank genome assembly.
AUGGCUGACGCAACCCUCAAGGCUUUGCGGAAGAAGCUGGGUGACAUCGAGGACGAGCUCGAUGAGGCCACAGAAGCCAAGGCCGAGCUGGAAAAGCAGGUGAAUAGCCUGACAGCAGCUCUGGAGGCCGCGAGAGGAGACGAGCUGCAAGCUGCUUUGCGAGAUCUGCAGGUCCGGCACGAGUCCGAGCUGCAGGAAGCGAAAUCAGUGCAGGAAAAGCUCGAGCAGGCGCUGAGCUCCAAUGCAGACCUGGAGGCCAAGGUUGCCGAAUUGCAAGCGGGAACCACGAGUCCUCAAGCAGAUGCGGAUGGGCCACUUGCUGAAGAGCGACAACGCGCCGAAAAGCUGCAAGCAGAGGUGCAGGAGCUGAGUGCCCGAAACUCUGCCCUGGAGGAGCAGCUGGUGCUCGCCUCAGUGGAGCCUUCCAUGGCCCUGCGAUGUCUUGCGAUACGUCCUGCGCUGAGCUCCAAUGCAGACCUGGAGGCCAAGGUUGCCGAAUUGCAAGCGGGAACCACGAGUCCUCAAGCAGAUGCGGAUGGGCCACUUGCUGAAGAGCGACAACGCGCCGAAAAGCUGCAAGCAGAGGUGCAGGAGCUGAGUGCCCGAAACUCUGCCCUGGAGGAGCAGCUGGUCCGGCACGAGUCCGAGCUGCAGGAAGCGAAAUCAGUGCAGGAAAAGCUCGAGCAGGCGCUGAGCUCCAAUGCAGACCUGGAGGCCAAGGUUGCCGAAUUGCAAGCGGGAACCACGAGUCCUCAAGCAGAUGCGGAUGGGCCACUUGCUGAAGAGCGACAACGCGCCGAAAAGCUGCAAGCAGAGGUGCAGGAGCUGAGUGCCCGAAACUCUGCCCUGGAGGAGCAGCUGGUUGCAGAUGCAGAGCGUCAGCACUCCGAGUUGCGAGAGCUGCGAGAGGUGCUGGAGCAAGAUCGUCAGAAGCAGCAGGGCCUUGAAGCAGAGCUUGAAGAGCUGCGCAGGAGAAGUUCCGCUCUUGGUGAUCUGGAGGGCACCGUGGAGAAGCUGCGUGCGGAGCGAGAGGUAGAUGGGGCAGAGCGCGAACGCCUCUCUCGAGUGUGCCAAGAGCUGGAAUCCGACCGGGACAUGGCGUUGGAGCGCAUGCAAGCAGCCGAGCGCCAUGCUGCCACCCAGUCCAGUAGCCUCGAGGAAAUGCAGCGCGCUAAAGCAAGCGAGGCUGUCCGAGUGGAUGCUCUGGCCAAAGAGCGGGAGGCAGCAACGGGAACUCAGGAAGUGUCCGUUUGGGGCUUCCUGAGGUUGUUGCAGCUCAGAGCCGGUCGUGGCCCCGAGGAAUACGCUCUCGGCACAUCUCAGAAGACACGGUUCCUGGAGGAAGCUCUUUUCUUUACGCCCCAAGGCAUGUUCUGCUCGGCAUAUGGCCUGCAUAUGGCUGUAAGGCUAGGCAGCGAGUCGUCGGCGGGCAAAUGUUUCAAGAUGUUGACAGCUUCAACCUGCGUUUCAUGGAUCGCUUCAUUGCCUUUCAUGCUGAGGAUGCCGAUUCCUUGGACUUUGCUCGGCGCUUGGCAGGCGCUGGCUGUACUGGCCGAACCUGCAGUGGAGGUACAUAUUGUUGCCCACACACACGAUGAUGUGGGAUGGCUCAAAACCGUUGAUGAAUACUAUACGGGUCAGAACAAUUCGAUCCAGCACGCCUACGUGCACAUGAUCCUGGACACAGUGGUUCGCUGCUUGGAGCAGAACCCGAACCGGACCUUUACCUACGUUGAGCAAGCCUUCUUCGUGCGAUGGUGGAGGCAGCAGGAUGAUGCCACCCGGGCGCUAGUGAAGCGCCUCGUGAGCUCCGGACAGUUGGAGUUCACCAAUGGUGGUUGGUGUAUGCACGAUGAAGCGGCGCCGCACUUCCUGGACAUGAUUGACCAGACAACAUUGGGGCACAAGUUCCUCAUGGACGAGUUUGGUGUUGCUCCACGGACCGGUUGGCAGCUGGACCCCUUUGGGCACUCAGCCACACAGGCUGCGCUCCUCUCCGCAGAAGUUGGCUUCCAAGGGCUCUUCUUUGGUCGCAUUGACUACCAGGACAUCGCCUUGCGUCGGGAGAAGAAGGAGGCAGAAUUCGUGUGGCGGGCUUCUCCAUCCCUGGGUUCGCUCGCACAAGUCUUCACGGGCCUGACAGGCGAGUAUGGAGGCAACUACGGGCCACCAAGCGGUUUUGACUGGGACGUGGGCAAUUCGGAUGAGACCAUCCAGGAUGACCCAGCACUGGAGGAUUACAACGUGAAGUCGCGCGUGGAGGACUUUGUCAAAGCUGCUAUGGAUCAGGCAAAUGAAACACGCGGCCGCCACAUCAUGAUGACGAUGGGCUCCGACUUCCAGUAUGAGGAUGCCUUCACUUGGUUCUACAACCUGGACAAGCUCAUCCAGCACGUCAAUGCGGACGGCCGUGUUCACGUGUUCUACUCAACCCCAGGCAGGUACGUGGACGCCAAGAAGAGCGAGCAGAUCACGUGGCCGCUGAAGGAGGACGAUUUUUUCCCCUACGCCGAUGGACCCCACCAGUUCUGGACUGGAUAUUUCACAUCCCGACCGGCAUUGAAGAGAUACAUUCGAGACACCAGCGCCUUCUUCCAGGUGGCCAAGCAGAUCAGCGCCAUCGCAGGUCCAACGUCUGAGGAUGGAAUUGAGAAGUUGGCGGAGGCAAUGGGAGUUGCGCAGCAUCACGACGCUGUCUCUGGCACUGCCAAGCAGCACGUGACCUUCGACUAUGCCAAGCGCUUGGCCAAAGGAAGGGCAGCUGCCAUGCCGGGAAUCUCUGCAGCUCUUGGACGACUCACCCAAGCUUCAGAAGCAUCUCCAGAGCUGUUCUUCUGUGACUUGCGCAAUGUGUCGGUGUGUGCUCCAACUCAAGCCGUCGGAAAAACCAGCCAGAGGACAUGCUUUACGCUUUGGAAUGGCUUGGGCCAAGAGCGCGAGGAGCUCAUUGAACUUCCCGUUAGCAGUGACAAGGUGGAGGUCGUGCCAGGCUCUGGCAACGAGGCCGUGCAGUUCCAGCUGGUUGAGUCGUUGCCAUCCGUGACAAACUACGGUGCUCCAGCAGGAGGAGCUGCUCAGACGCUCCUCGUGGCCAUCAAGCUGCCGGCCAUGGGACAUGCAAGCUAUUGCCUUCAGACUGCAGGUGUUGCAGCACCGAAGGCGACUCUCGCAAACAUUUCUCAAGGAAGUUGUCAGGCCUUGGAGAAUGAAAACUUGAAGCUGUGGUUCUGCGGUGGUAUGAUGGCGAACAUCACCGAUAAGCUCAGCAAGACGUCUACUCGAGCUGAGCAAUCGUGGAUGUGGUACAAUGCAUCGCUUGGGAAUGCGGCGAGCUCCCAGGCCAGCGGUGCCUACAUCUUCCGGCCGAACCGCUCCGAGGCGUUUCCCGUCUUCACCGGCUUGCCUUUCAUGCGGGUCUUCCGCGGGCCUCUUGCCGACGAGGUGCAUCAGGCAGUGGGUUCAUGGAUCUCACAGCGGACUCGCCUGGCACGUGGUGCAAGGCACGUGGAGAUUACAUACACUGUAAGUGAUAUCCCGGUGGAUGAUGGGUGGGGGAAGGAGAUUGUUUCCCGGAUAAGCACCGACAUCAAAAAUGACGGCACUUGCUACACCGAUAGCAAUGGCCGGGAGAUGUUGCAAAGAAAACGUGAUUUCCGGCCAACCUGGAAAUUGAACCAAACCGAGCCGGUUGCAGGCAAUUACUACCCGGUGACAACAUCCCUUUUCAUCAGGGACCAGGCAGCCCAGCUCACCGUGCUCACGGAUGUUUCAGAGGCCGGCACCGGCUGUGUACGAGACGGGGAGAUUGAACUCAUGGUGCACCGGCGGCUGCUGAAGGACGAUGGCCGCGGCGUCGGUGAGCCUCUGAACGAGACGGAGUUUGUGACACCCUAUCUGGGAAACGACCAGGGCCGGCACUACGGACCGGGCCUCGUCGUUCGCGGCCAGCAUUGGCUGCACUUUGCGCCGCCGGCCACAGCAGCGCGUGGGUGGCGACCUUUGAUGGAUCGCCUGUACCUUCCCGUUCAGCCCUUCUUCGGGAAAGGUGCAGCUACCGGACCCUUUUCUGCUUUGCCGGGCUCGCUGCCGCCGAGCUUGCAGGUGAUCACGCUUGCACCUUGGGAUGAUACGCACAUUCUCCUUCGAAUUGGGCAUCAGUUUGGUAUCGGCGAGGACUCCGAGCUAUCCAAGCCAGUCUCGGUCGACAUAAAGUCCCUUUUGAUAGGUGCAAAGGUCGUUUCCAUCGAGGAGCGAGGACUUGCUGCAACGAUCACCAAGGAUGAGGUCGAGAAGCGCCGCAUCGCUUGGCAAGUGGAGGGGCCAACUGCGGCAUCGCCGGCACCGCCGCAAUCCGAAUUCAGCUUUGGCCCGCUUCAGAUCAGGACCUUCUUCGUUCAGAUUGUCGAAGCUCUUAGGAGGAAGUCUGGGCAGGUGCCCAGACCAGAGCUGUCCUCCCUGGGAGCUCGCGCAGCCUGGGGCAAGGAGCGUCCGACCGGGGCGCAGAGGUGGGACAUCGUGCCGCAUUAUUGCCAGGUGGUCCAGGGUCGGAGAGCCGAACACGGUGGCCGCGGCUGGCUCCAGGUGACCACCCGCAUGGCUGCCGAGGAAACCUGGACCUUGAAAGGAAGGUCCGAGCAUGCACCGCGGGUCCGCGAGCACUUUGUGGUGUUCGAGUUGCCUCGUGAAGCAAGCGGGGUGGCAGAGGACUUUCGAAUCGCCGCUGUCAAGCCCGGUGUGCCUGCGGAGUCAACUUGA